Messenger RNA from Quercus lobata, 957 nucleotides. RefSeq lists its product as uncharacterized. The coding region runs from base 1 to 957 and encodes 318 amino acids. Lineage: Eukaryota; Viridiplantae; Streptophyta; Magnoliopsida; Fagales; Fagaceae. Gene Ontology annotation, molecular function: RNA-DNA hybrid ribonuclease activity; nucleic acid binding. The transcript has a single exon. The record is from RefSeq and is a predicted model, not a curated record.
AUGAAUGUGCCCAACAAAAUCAAACAUUUCGCUUGGAAAGCCUGCAAGGACAUCUUAGCCACCAAGGAGAACUUAAUGAAGAGGAAUAUCAUCAAGGACGGUACGUGUGACUUCUGUGGUAAAUCGGUGGAGUCCAUCUGCCACUUAUUUUGGCUUUGUGAUAAGGCCAAAAGGACCUGGUCCUCAAGUAAGAUGGUCAUCCCGUUUGAGAUCAGCCCAACGUGGACGUUCAUGGAUGUGAUGUGGCAGUUACAAAGGUGGUCGGAAUCACACCCGGGUUUGGUGGAGCGGGCUAUUGCAAUAUGCUGGGGAAUAUGGAAGGAUAGGAAUACUGUCAGACAUGGUGGUAAGUGCAGAGAAGGAAAAGCUAUAGUUAGAAGCUCAUUGAGGGUGUUGGAUGAUUUCCAACUGGCGAACGUGAGACAACUGGCUCCCACAAGACAACCUUCAAAUGAGAUAAAAUGGAGACCUCCUCAACCGGGCCACUAUAAAGUGAAUGUUGAUGGAGCCGUAUUUUCGAAAAGGAAGCAAGUGGGUUUUGGAGUGAUCAUACGUGACUCAGGAGGUUUGGUGAUUGCUGCGCUAAGCCGAAAGCUCGCUUGUCCGUUAGGAGCUUUGGAGACAGAAGCAAAGGCAAUGGAGGUCGGGGUUCAGUUCGCAUUUGAUGUUGGGAUAAGGGAUGUAACUUUUGAGGGCGACUCAAUAUGCAUCUAUAAUGCGCUUCAAGGAUUGGGCGAGGCGUCGUCGACUGUACAAAACAUUGUUGCUGGAACGCUUCAUCUCGCAAAAGGAUUUAGAACUGUUUCUUUUUCACAUACUAAAAGGCUAGGAAAUGUGCCGGCCCACUUGUUGGCCCAACAUGCAGCUAAUGUUGAAAAUUACGUUGCAUGGAUUGAGGAAUGUCCUAGCCACGUAGAGUUUGCAUGUAAUAAUGAUGUUUCCUCUUACUUCAAUUAA